AACUCAAAGAGACAUCCAGUGAAUCUAAUCCGACCCGGUCAUUCAAACAACGCUUCCAAAACACCAUGCUCCUGUCAUGCUAGCAAAUCUUCCUUCAAUCGCCGUUGGUCAUUCGUUUCAGAGGGUUUCCUUUGCGCCCAGUGGCAUUCUCGCGCUGUUCUCAUUCUUAAACCUCGUCAAGUCCCCUUGCAUCAACUUCCUCAAGUUACCCAUAUCCUGGAGGUAUUGCUGCAUUUCUUCUUGCAACUCAUCCUCGCCAUAUGCUGUGCUCUCCGAAUCAUACUGAUCGUCAUCGUACUCACUAUAUUCGGAGGCAUUCUCCUUGUCCUGCUCGUCGACUUCUCCCUCUGGUUUUACGGCAACAGGAGGAAUAGGGUUCUUGAGGCUUUCGAUGGCAAGCUUCAGGUGCAGUUUCAAGGCCUCAUUCUCCGUCUGAAGCUUCUUGAUCUUGCUCUCAGCUACCAUGCUGCGCUCCUCCAUCAUGCGCUGCAUAGAGUUGACAUGAGUCUGGUACUCCUCCAGUUUGUCCUCAGCUUCCUUGGCGUUCUUCUCACGCUGUCUCGAGUCUGAUACGGAAAGCUGCAGAAUGCGAAUUUCCUCCGCCAUGGCAGCAAUCUGCGCGUCUCGCUCGGCUGUUGAUAUGUGAUCCUGGUUGACAACCGCUCUGGUCCGGAUUCGUUUGGCUUGGUCGGCAUAUCGUAGCGUGGAAAGGGUUUCAUCGUAGUCUGAGGGUGCGAUGCAGGCAAUCAUGGCUGUCUUGCUGUUUCCGCCUAGUGAGUCUUUGAGAAGCCAGGUGAGGAUUGAGUCUCGGUAUGGGACAACCUCUUUUCGCUUCCCACCCCUUCCGGCCUUGGGGUCUGCUAGAGCGGCGAUUACACGUCCCAGCGUGGUGAGUGAUUUGUUGAUGUUGCUACCUUCACGUAAUCGCGCACCAGUAGCCUCGGUGGCCUUCGCCCUCUCGCUACCAGCGAGAUCCACCAGUCGAAUGCGGGAGCUUCGCUCGGUCGUCUCGUCGGUUUCCAUAUCGUGGUGAAUUUGUUUCAGCAUGAUUGUGAAAACGGCGUGACUUCGACUACUUGUAUCGUUCAUCUUUGUGCUCGCUACCGUACGAGAUGUAUCGCCCAAUUUCAUGUAGCGUAGAAUCUCAUUGAUGUUUCGCACGGGCACCUCGGUAAGAUCCUUGACGUAUGGGCCCUCGGUGGGAGAUUCGCGAAUCUUGAGAUAAUUGGGCGCCUUGUGCGUUUGCGGAGGAACGAGGAGGUCACGGACGUGCUCAUUGUAGACUUCAAAGUACGAGACGCGAACAUUAUAGGCGACAUUUGAGUUCUCGCAGUGAGCGGCGUCGAUACGCUCAAAGAGAUCCUCGCAAGUCCGAGGAAUCAGGCCAGGCUGGUCUGGGGUGCCCAUCAUGGUGUAACUCUUUCCAGAUCCAGUCUGCCCGUAGGCAAAGAUACACGUGUGGUAGCCUUCGAAGUUGUGAUCGAGAAAGUCCUCGCCAAGGCUGUUGUAAACGUCUUCCUGAGUGGCGUAGUGCUUGUCGUUAGUGUCAUGACUCCAGAAGGAGUUAUCGAAAGUAAAUUUCUUCUCCUCGAUGACCUUCUUGGCCUUUAGCUUUGCAGCCUCUGGGUCAGGAUCAUCGGGUGCGGAGAGUGUUGUAAGUUGAGUGAUGGGGUCCAUUUGGAUCAGACAUUUUGCCUGGCGUUCAAGUUCUGUAGACUAGUCAGAUACAUAGGUUCUACGAAAAGGAGACCGGGUGCUUAAGUGUAUUCACCUCUCUUGAGAAACGCUCUCACUCGGACUACGACCUUGACAUUUCCUCCCCCUUCCAUUCUGGCGGGCAUGGAUAAAGCCGCAUCUCGAGAUCUCAGCGAUGGCGUUGAAGCCGAAGAGUGAACCCUGCCCUCAUAAAAAGACGCCGAGGGCGAUGAGGGAGAAGGCAUCAAUCUCGAGUCCAGAGCCAUCGUCAUAAGGAUGCUGUUGGCGUUGUCGAUGCUGUCGUGAAGUCGAUGUCGAAGAAUAACCCACAUCUCACCGUCUUCCCUUGUAGGUAUUUUUUGUUUACCAGCGUCAUUCACGUUGCUAGGGGCAGUUGCAGGGGUCCCCUGUAUGUGUAGUACAGGUUUUGACUGGUUUAACAGAAGGGGGCUUGGGCCAAGCGGCCCCAUUGAGACUCGGAAGCCCUAGUCUGAACCAGGUCUAGACUCAAGUCAAUCUCUGAAAGAAAUAUCACUCUUUUUGUCUACUGUUCUGUACUCGAGUUAUUCUGUCAUACCCAACAGCCCAAAUUCUAUGUCGCGGGGACCAAGUGACGCGAAUUAAACUCCAGCCACCCUUGAUCAGUUUUACUGCUAAUUAGGGCGCUGCACCUUAGCUGAGCUUAGCUUCCAGUGCCUACCUAAUAGGUACCUAGGUACGGAGUAGUAGGUUCAGAUACCUUUGCAGACGAAACGCGACAUCCAACAUUUGUCUUUCCUCUCUUCUUCUACUUCCCACAACAAUCUUUUGUCGCGUUUUCGACUACAACGAUCAAGCCGAAGAAACUAGUAUCGUACUUUACUGCGCGAUUUUUCGGGAAAUUUUACCACGUUUUUUACAAACUCAAUUUCUCUCGCUAUUUUCUCUCUGUCGCACUAUGGCGCGUACCAAGGAAGAUGUUGCGUCCAAGGGCGAUGCCUCGCCUCGCAUCCCCAAAUCCUCCGCCGGAGUGACCAAGAAUUCCGCUGAAGCUCCCGUCAAGCGCGGUCGGGGACGACCUCCCAAGGGUGCUGCUCCCAUGCCUAAGAAGGUCUAUGUUCCAACAGGACGCCCCCGCGGCCGACCCCCAGGUACUGGCAAGAAGGCCGCCGCUGGACCCAAGAAGGUCGCUGCAGUAAAUGAUGAUGGUACGCCAAAGCAGGGACGUGGUCGACCUCCUCGAGCUGCUCGCGGCACAGAGUCUGCUGCUACAACGCCCAAGGAUGGCAAGAAGCGUGGCAGAAAGCCAAAGGCUGCUGAUGUAUCAGAGGAUGAAGAGACCAAGCACGAUGAACCUGCCGACGAGGAUGAUGCUGCCAACGAGUCGCCCGCUAAGGACGAGGCAAAUGACGAGGAUGGCGAAGACUCCGAGUAGGAUUUCCAUUAUGACCAACAUAGAAAUCCUGACAUGAAUAAUCGGCGGAGGCGGAAUUUUCCUACUUUCAUUAUAGGGUCUGGGUUUGGUUGAUUUGCUUUAGGGUGCUUGGGAACACGAGGGGUGAGGGUCAGGAAGAAUUCAUGGAACUGUUAUACUGGGAUUGUGCUCUUCAGGAGUUGUACAAAUAUCAUGCUAAUUUACAGACGGGUAAAGCAGGCCCUUUUAUCCCAACCUUCUCUUAUCUAAAGUUUCUUCCAUGUCUCAUACUCCUCUUCAAGAUGUCGUUUUAGCUUUUGGAACUGGCUCCCAAAGUUGAGCCCACAUCUCCAGCACUUCAUCUCCCAGCGCAAAUAUGCCUCCUCCUUCGUGUUCCUGCGCGCAUCAUCAGCUGCAAGCGGAAAGUCGUCCAGAUCAACCAGAAACGGCGUAUUGAACGAAUUGUAGUGCUUGCGAUGUCUCAAGGCUUCAGA
Molecule: messenger RNA, 3582 nt
Organism: Fusarium verticillioides 7600
Lineage: Eukaryota; Fungi; Ascomycota; Sordariomycetes; Hypocreales; Nectriaceae
Exons: 3
Coding region: 2633-3109 (158 amino acids)
Molecular function (GO): DNA binding
Source: RefSeq, a predicted model, not a curated record